AUGGAUUCACCCCGCUGGAAACCUGUCCAGUCAGAAACAGGAAAUAGAACUGUCAAACGGUGCAGAAGAUCGUCCGCUAUGGUACCAGCUGCUACAAUAGUCAGUAAGACGAAACGGGAGCUCGAGAUGGAGCCCCGGUCUUCGCACGCAACUCGCGCAGACCUCGCCUACCACAAGACUCCGUGGCUCACGGACAUCCCUGCCGUGACACAGACGUCUCACGGUGAGUCUUACAGUUUCUAUUCGGCUCCAGCACACGCUCAGCUGUCCCCGGUGCAAGUGCGACGUUUGUCGUCAGAACAGUUGUUCAACGAGAUGGAAAAGGAACAGGAUGCGAUCGUGUUGCGGCUUUUGCGCGAAAUCGAGUACCUCAAGGACGAGAACACUCGGCUUCGUAACCACGCCAGCGAAAACCGAUUGUCGCGCCCGACAAGCCCCAAUUGGUCUUCCAGUAUGAGCACUUUAUGCGUCAAUUGCGACGCGACUAGGCCCACCAUGCCCCAACGGAAACUUUCUUCGACCUCCUCGAGCGACAGUACCCAUUCCAGACGAAAUUCUUCGAUCACACCUAUUGAUACCGUGACACCGACUCUGCAUCUCCAGCGGAAACGCAAUUCUGCCACUUCCAAUGAUCAUCCUGCCUCAGAAGAUUUGAACGAUAUGAGCAAUUCCUUGAACGAUCACAUCCACACCCACGGACCUCGAGGUUACGUGAGAAGACGUUCUUCAUCGCGUUUGGCCGUGGUAGAACCGACGACGUCUCAGCGAGCUGCAGACUAA
This is a messenger RNA of Lachancea mirantina, 780 nucleotides long. Lineage: Eukaryota; Fungi; Ascomycota; Saccharomycetes; Saccharomycetales; Saccharomycetaceae. The record is from the annotation of a GenBank genome assembly.